AUGGCGGAGGGAGGAUGCGUGGAGCCGGAGGAGCUGGAGAGGGGGUCCUCGAGGCCCCGGCCCCCGAGUGCGCAGGAUUUACAGUUGGCCUUGGCAGGACUGUACGAAGAGAAAGUGAAAUGCAAGUCUUCCAGGCCUGCCAGAUCUGCAGCUCCCGUCUUGAAGAGCCCACGAACACUGCCGCAGUGGCUUAUUCAGGUGAACAGGAAUGUACAUAUAGCUCAGCCUCUACCUGGGAACAUUGUGAAUGACCUCUUCAGAGAGGCAAGGGAGCAUGGGGCCGUCCCUCUAAGUGAAGCCACAAGAUCUUCCAGUGACGACAAAGCUAAGUCGUUUACAGGCGGAGGAUACAGAUUGGGCAGUUCCUUCUGUAAGCGGUCAGAGUAUAUCUAUGGAGAAAAUCAGCUGCAAGAUGUUCAAAUUUUACUGAAGCUGUGGAGCACUGGUUUCAGUUUAGAUGAUGGAGAAUUGAGACCUUACAGUGACCCAACAAAUGGUCAGUUUUUGGAAUCUGUUAAGAGAGGAGAGAUGCCCCUGGAGCUUCAGAGACUGGUCCAUGGCAGCCAAGUGAAUCUGGAUAUGGAGGAUCACCAAGACCAAGAGUACAUAAAACCCAGAUUGCGAUUCAAGGCUUUUAGUGGAGAAAGACAAAAACUUUGAAGCCUUACACCUGAAAUUGUCAGUACUCCUUCUUCUCCAGAAGAAGAGGACAAAUCAAUACUUAAUGCCACUGUUCUUAUUGAUGAUUCUGUGCCCACCACAAAAGUUCAGAUUAGGUUGGCAGAUGGAAGUCGUCUGAUCCAGAGAUUCAACAGCACCCACCGGGUCCUGGAUGUCCAAGACUUCAUCAUACAGUCACGUCCUGAGUUUGCAACAACAGACUUUAUUCUUGUGACUUCGUUUCCGAGUAAAGAGCUAACAGAUGAAAGUCAGACACUACAAGAAGCAGAUAUUCUUAAUACUGUGAUACUCCAACAGCUAAAAUAGUAUUGUUCCAACUCAUGUAGGAAUAGGUAAUGUUGUGCAUAUUGGUAAAAAUACUUCCAGCAUAAAAACAACCAAAUUAUU
Messenger RNA from Myodes glareolus (Bank vole), 1068 nucleotides. The record is from RefSeq and is a predicted model, not a curated record. Lineage: Eukaryota; Metazoa; Chordata; Mammalia; Rodentia; Cricetidae.